Sordaria macrospora k-hell is the source of this 3048-nucleotide messenger RNA. RefSeq lists its product as uncharacterized. The record is from RefSeq and is a predicted model, not a curated record. Lineage: Eukaryota; Fungi; Ascomycota; Sordariomycetes; Sordariales; Sordariaceae. Gene Ontology annotation, molecular function: catalytic activity.
AUGUCUACGCCGUCGCCCUCUGGGGCCCCCAAAACACCGCCGCCGGUUAUGAUACCGGUCACCCCUAUGCCGGACACGAUUUGCGUCCCGGCUCUACCCCACACGACGGCGCAGCCGGCCAAAAGAGCCCGGACUGCAAACGAGGAAGACCGUCAUGCCCACUUCACCGCCACUGCCAACCCCAUCGAACACAUCUCGUCCACCACGAGAAACGUCAUCUCCGCUACCAUUGCCAAAACCGAGGUCUACCGGACCUUUGCUACCUUCAUUGACACCGAACUCGCCCGCGUCUCGGUCAUAUCUCCAGCCCACGCCCGCGAAGUCCAAAGCCUCGCACGGACCAUCACCGCCGCAUUGGAGGCCACCCCGGGAACAGCCUCGCCUACCCCGGACUCCAUUUCCCCAGCAGUCAGGGGAAAAAGACCCGCCACAUUCGCGGAGAUAGCCAAAGGCUCAAACUCCGCCUCCGCCUCCGCCUCCGCUUCCCGCGCUACCCCCCACACCUCCGGACUUACCCGCAAGGCUACUCCGACUCCCACGUCGCCCCAGAGCGAAGGCCGUGUCUUCCUACGGCUCGACAAGCAUUCCCCCUAUGGGGACACGGAGACCUUCGCCAUUCGCCAAGAAGUGACGAAACUCCUCCGCCUCCCCUCCACCGACAUUGCCGGAUGCCACAAGGUCCCUACCGGAUUCGCCCUUGUGCCUAAGAACGAUGGAGCUCGCCAGACCCUCCUUGCCCGAAAGGAUGAGAUUGGAGCCCAUUUCGGCUGUGUCCAGGUCGAAGUACCUAAGAAAUGGGCCACAUAUGCCGUCCAGAACGUGCCCAUGACGAUGCGUCUGGGUAUGGCCCCCGUAGACACUACGGCCGCCAUCGAGGAGGAAGUCUUCGUCCAAACCGGCCAGAAGGCCGUCGCCCUCCGCCCCUCCCAGCACUACCGUCCUGGCGAGGCCUUUACAACCUGGCUGAUCUCCUUCGAAAAGCCUGUGUCUUCCUUUCGCCUCUUCGACGACAGCAACGUCAGCCGCCUCGUCCAAAAGAGGCGCCCACUCGACCAGUGCGCCAAAUGCCUAGAAUGGCACGGCCGCAAGGCGUGCCCCCGUGUUGCGCGAUGCUUCCAAUGUGGACAGGCUGCUCAUGGCGAGUGUGACCGCCACACUCAGUGUGCCAACUGCCGAGGCCCCUUCGAGUCUACCCACGACGGUUGCCCUAUGCGACCAAAACGCCAGGGAGAUACUGUCAUCCGCCCGACCCCCCAACAACGCAGCGACAUUCGUCGCAACGGUGGCAUGCUUUCCAGCAAGAAGUAUGACCGUCCUGCACCUCGUGACAGUGAGGAAGAUACCGCCAUGUCUUCCGACGAGCUGCCCAGCCACAGCUUUGCACCCUCCGGCCCGGAGAACUCGGACAGCCCUGACGAGGAUACGAUCGUGGUCCAGCUGAGCGACUACACGUCCUCCGACGACGCAAUCCGUCACUCUAGCCGCCACAAAACGCCCUCCAAGAGGGCCGCUGCACGCGACACGCACGAGAUUGCCCUCCAAGCUGCUAGUGAGGCUGGAGCGGACGUGAUUAUGAUCCAGGAGCCACGAACAUGGUUCUACGAGGACCGCUGCGGUAUUCCCGGGCACCCCCUUUACGCUCUUUACACUCCUGCCCGCACAUGGAUAGAAGACGCUGCUACUCACCCACGCGUCGCUACGUACGUUCGUAACGGAAUGGCAGCAGGAGGGUACACACUCGGCGAUACCAGAGAUCUACUAUGGGUAAAGACGCAGGGUGUCACUUUCGUUAAUAUUUACCGCCGGUCAAAUGAUGCAUCAGCCCUCGAGCUCCUGCAGAACUGGCAACCAACGACAAAGACACUCCUCGCUGGUGACUUCAAUGCCAAACACCACACCUGGCAACCCGGAGCGGAAACAUCAGAAGGUGCAACGCGAAUUAUCGACUAUGUUACAGAGCAUAGCCUCGACUUGCUGACGGCACCUGGCGUCCCUACCCACAACUGUGGUAAUACCAUCGACCUCACCUUUUCGAACAUACCACUCUGCUCGACAAGGAUUGCUCCAGAGGCGGACUGCGGCUCAGACCACCAAGUCUGCAUUACGGACAUCCCUACACACCCGGUAGAACUCCCUCGCCGUCGACUGGUCCUUCGCGAAGACCCAGAGGCUAUUAGACUGUAUGCUGAAAACGUCUCAUUUCUCAUGGGUUCGGUCCCGCUCCUCCCUACAGGCGAGGACUCCCCGGAAAGGCUCGACGAGCUCGCCGAGGCCCUCUGCAACGUCCUUACAGAGGCCCUCCAAAUUUCUUGCAGGCCCUCGAGACCUGAGAAGAACGCAAAGUGGUGGAACAAGACGUGUGCACAGGCCUCUAGAAUGUUCCGCAACUAUCGGCACAACAACCCGAAUCCCAUCCCCCAACGGGUAGAAGCUCUUCGGCAAGAGUUUAAAAGGGUAGUCAGAGAAGCAAAGCAGCUGUUCGUCGACGACUUCAUUACAAAGGCGCGAAAUGACCAGGACAUCUUUCGGAUCGUGGCGUGGCACAAGCCCCGUGACCAAAUGGAGGCUCCACCGCUAGUUAUCAAUGGGCAGACCAUCAUUGAGCCAGAAGCCAAGGCGGAGGCACUCCGUACGGCCCUUCUAGAAAGAAACAGCGAAGAGGAAGAUCUCGAAACUGGCUGGGUACCCACGGUACCACGCCGUUGCCUAUCCUGGUCGUCCGUCGUCCAUGCGGACGAAGUCUACAAAACCCUCUGCGGUACUGGCAAUACGUCCCCCAGCUCCGACGGCAUUACGGUCCGUAUGUUGAAAGCAUCCUGGGAAUCCAUUAAAGACUCUGUCCAACGGCUCUAUCAGGGCUGCGUCGCUACCGGCUACCACCCCCAAGUCUUUCGACGGGCGGAAGUGGCUAUGAUACCAAAAGCUGGCAAGGACCAAACUACGGCCAAGGGAUGGCGGCCCAUCUCACUCCUGUCCUGCCUUGGAAAGGCAUUGAACGCCUUAUUGGCAGGAGGAUCGCUUGGACGGCUAUUUCUAACGGGGUCUUAA